AAGGAAGGAAGUGAUGUGGAGAGGUAGAAGGAUGAUAUCCCAGAGUUGGAAUCCAGGACCAACAGGAGUGAUUAAAAUCAGGGAUGCACAAGAAACCAGAAUUAAACGCACGCAGAUAUCUUGAAGGUUUGUGGAGAUUAUAGAUAUAGGGAGGGUUGAGGCUAUGGAGAGAUUUGAAAACAUGGAAGAGAGUUUUAACAUCAAGACUGGAUGUCAAUUUUAUUUUUUAUUAUUGGUCGCAUCCUUUCAUCCACAAAAGAUAAUGGCCAUUGAGCAAAUAAAUUCAUUCUAGAUAGGACCUCUUCAUGUGCACACAGCUGAAGAGUUUAAUCCUUGUGAGACAGGUUUUGCCUCAAGUGGGUGCUGGUCAUCCUGGUGGUGCAUGCCACUCCAUGAUAUUGUCCUCUGAUAUAAGCGGGUCCAUUCCGCGUACAAUCAUUGAUAUCUGGGGUCUUCAUGUCACAUUUGAAAGCAUUCUUGAAGCGGAGCUUUGCGUACCGCUGGUCAUUUGGCUCCACCUGCCUCACCACACAGAAACCCCUUGGGUCUGUGACCAUCUUAUAUCCUGACCGAGCUAACAAAGUCACCUCUGUUUGAAAAGUGCUGGCAGUCUGGGAGUUCUGCCUUUAAGAGGAUUGUUGAACUUGAUUUUGUCCUUGUAAGAUACCCCACAAGGUGCCCCACACAGCAAACAUGAAUAUUAGGCCAGCAAACAAUGAAAACUAUUAGGAAACUUAAAUCAUAAUUAAUAAAAUAAAACAUUAAAACCGCCCCAAUCAAAAACACGCAACAAUUACUUGCGACGUAGUUAUUAAAACAAAUAUAAAAUAAACAACAUUGGCAAUAUGUUAUAAAUCCCCUGCGUUAAAUCGCUUAAUAAUGCACCAUAUUAUCACCAGAACCUAAGUAUGUUUAGUUCUCACUGAUCUAAUGCCGUUACAUUCUUUAACACUUGCUUUAAAUUGUGCCUUGAACCUUAUACUGUGCGCAUGUGUAUGCUGGGCGCUAAUUCAGCAAAAACAGAGGCUUUCACUAAGCUAUCAGCCGUUGCCCAGAGUUUCAAGAACUCCACUGUUGUGGGUCUAGUGUAGGGAGAAUCUAGGCAUAAAUUUUCUUUAAUGGAGUCCAGAAAACAGGUUACUUUUCUCGAACGAGAUUCUGAUUGCCAGGGUCUGCAGCAAUCAUGCUUGAAAAGGACACGAGGACAUAAUUUUCCAAAAACUCAUGAUUCAAAUGAUGCUACAGAAAUAUUCCAAGAGGUGAUCAGCAGAAAAGUUAAUCCACCAAUUCCUUCCCCAGCUAAUACUAACAGUGUUGUACAGACAGCAAUUCCAGAAUGUUUCAACCAACAAAGACAGGGGCAAAGUAGCCAACAGGAGGAAUGUAAUCUAAUGCCAACUUUUACUUCAGACCAUUGUCUGAUUCAGAAAGAACCUCCAGGACAGCAGGAAUUGAGGAUUCGAACUGCCAAACAGGAAGGCAAACAAACUAACACAUAUGCUGAGAGCAAAGUAAGGGUAAGAGGAAGAAAAAUAUGGCAAACUGAAAAAGAUCAUCAGGAUGCUGACCUUCCAGUCAAUUUGGCAAUGUUAGAGGACGGGCUGACCAAUUUAGGGGAAGUGAAAGAGAAUCUCCAGCAUACAUUCAAAGAGAUGCAAGUCAGUUUUCAGAUUGAGGUGAAGCUGCUUCAAGGUGUAAUUGAGUCCAGUACCAGUCAGAUAGAAUCAGCAGUGGAGGAGGUGAGCUCCACUGUGAACUCAGUUGAGACUACGCUGCAGAGUAUGGAUUCUAGACUAGUCAAGAUUAACUCCAACUUAUUACAACUCCAAGAAACUGUUGAAUUUGGUUUCAAAGAACUGACCAAGGAAAUUGCUUCCCUGGUCAAAUGGCUGUGCCAGAACCUGAGUGCUGGACGUGUAGAACACCAGGCCAUCAAACCACUCAUUAGGACUAUCAAGGCAGGUCCUAUAUAGAUAAAACAACCCGUUAUGCAUGCUGGUCAUUUAGCAUCUUUUAUUUUGGUAUAUGGCAAACCACAUCAAAACCGUUAACCAUAAAUAAGAAGCAUGAUCAUUUGUUUGGGUGUCUGCAUAAUAAAAUCAACUGUUUGGUGCACAUUGACACCUUGGUAUGAUUGUUAUAUAGAAAAGUUCAAGUGCUACCCUCUUAUUUGAUAAGGGAUGAUGGGGAACAAUAGUUGUCAUUUACACAUUACUACUGAAGAAAGUGGAAACAGUAAUAUGUCCUCACUUAUUCUGGAAAAUCAAUCUUUAAGCCAUUUGUUCAUGUUUUCUGAAGUGGAUAGGAAAUGAAAAACAUUACUAGUGCUCAUUACAUUAAAGAAUGGUUAGUAAUUAAAAUAAUUUGCAUAUUUUAAGAUUAAUUUGUUUGCUAUUAAAUCCAAUUUGAAGUUUACUUUUUCAUCUGGGUCAAUCUCAAAAUAACACACCAUUAUUGAACCAUUGGAACAGCUUUCCACUUCCACAACUGCAAUCAUGUCACUUAACUAGAGUAAGGUUGCUAAAUUAGUUCCAAAUUAGUGAAAAUGUUGUGCUGUUGUUCAGUGCCCACCAGGAACUAGAUUGGAAGAGAUUUUCAGACAAAAACUAUUUCCAUUUCACAUCUUGAGGUUGCCUUUGAACUUGAACAAAAGCAAAAAUGUAUGCCUGAUACCCUAACCAGGUCAGAUGGGUCUAACUGUAAACAAAGGGAGUGUGUUUAUUUUAACCUGAUGUGUUACAUUCUUCAAAAUGUAAUUUCUGCAAAUAUCAUAACAGCA
Molecule: messenger RNA, 2779 nt
Organism: Chiloscyllium plagiosum (whitespotted bambooshark)
Lineage: Eukaryota; Metazoa; Chordata; Chondrichthyes; Orectolobiformes; Hemiscylliidae
Gene: fam216a
Product: family with sequence similarity 216 member A
Source: RefSeq, a predicted model, not a curated record